AUGUCUGACGACGGAGCCCCUCCGGAGCCCGUGCUUGAAGUUCCUCCUCCAACAGAAAUUAAAAUCCUCGAGACCGCUGAAGAUAUCCAGCAUCGACGUCAAGAAGUCCUUGGCCACUAUUCACAAUUCAAAGAGCAUGCCAAGAAUAAGAGGGAUCGUUUAGAGGAAGCCCGUCAGUACCAGUAUUUCAAACGCGAUGCUGAUGAACUUGAGAUUUGGAUUCUCGAAAAACUGCAGACCGCCCAAGAAGAGUCAUUCAAGGAUCCGACGAACCUUCAGGUAGGAUGA
Molecule: messenger RNA, 288 nt
Organism: Cooperia oncophora
Lineage: Eukaryota; Metazoa; Nematoda; Chromadorea; Rhabditida; Trichostrongylidae
Source: the annotation of a GenBank genome assembly